This is a messenger RNA of Eurytemora carolleeae, 1119 nucleotides long. Its product is annotated as ras-related protein Rab-18-B. Gene Ontology annotation, molecular function: GTPase activity; GTP binding. The record is from RefSeq and is a predicted model, not a curated record. Lineage: Eukaryota; Metazoa; Arthropoda; Copepoda; Calanoida; Temoridae. Bases 54 to 677 code for a protein of 207 amino acids. The transcript is spliced from 6 exons.
UGAUAAUUAUGAUAUAUUUAAAAUAGUUAAAAGAUAAUAAUUUCAGAUUUAAAAUGGAGGAAGAUCCCGUUUUAACCAAUUUAAAGAUAUUGAUAAUCGGAGAAAGUGGUGUUGGAAAAUCUAGUCUGCUUCUCAGGUUUACUGAUGAUCAAUUUGACCCUGAACUAGCGGCAACUAUUGGAGUGGAUUUUAAAGUCAAGGUAGUGAAUAUAGAUGGGAACCGUGUCAAGCUGGCAAUAUGGGAUACUGCAGGACAAGAGAGAUUUAGAACUUUAACACCUAGCUACUACAGAGGCGGUCAGGGCGCCAUUUUGGUUUAUGACGUCACAUCCCGCGAAUCUUUCCAAAAGAUCGAAGAUUGGCUGAAUGAGUUGGAAACUUACUCUACAAAUCAUGAUAUCAAGAAAAUUUUAGUUGGAAACAAAUGCGAUAAGGAAGGUGAGCGUAUGGUAAGUCGUGAAGAAGGACAGAAAUGUGCGCGCAAGCACCAAAUGAUGUUUAUCGAGUCUUCUGCGAAGACGAAGGAGGGUGUGCAGACCGCAUUCGAGGAGUUAGUUGAGAAGAUUAUACAGACUCCUGGUCUCUGGGAGACGACUAGAGGAGGUAUCAGGGUUGCUACAUCAGAUAGAGAAGGUCAGGGGGAUGGAGGAUGUGCUGGUUACUGCAGUGUGUUAUAAGAGAUUUUAUUAAAUUUAAAAUGCAUUCUUGAAAUAAUGAAGUGUUCAAUCUUUAACAAAAAGUACAGUUUUUCUGAUAAAUAUGAUUAAUUUUAUAGUGCUUAAACUGUUAAUAUGCCAUAAGCAAUGAAUUUUUAUGGCAUAUUGAAAAUUAACCUUAAACCCUGUGUAUUAAAUGAUGUGCCUAUCAAAUCAGUGUGUUUGCCACUUAAGUAACAAAUAUUUUUUUUUUAAUUAAAUGAAUUAUUUAACCAGAAAAUAUACUUAUUUAAAAUGAUUUAUUGACCUAUUCACUAUUUUUAUAUUUUAUCUUCAAAGAUUUUUUUUCGGGACCCUUAUUAUAUUCUAAGCUAAUUGUAAAAAAAACUAAAUGUCCAAAUUUUUGUGAGCGCUAAAAGAAUCCCAGUAUCAUCAUGUUUUUUGAAUAAAAGUAUAUCUUGAA